Dreissena polymorpha is the source of this 10989-nucleotide messenger RNA. RefSeq lists its product as uncharacterized. The coding region runs from base 153 to 2444 and encodes 763 amino acids. The record is from RefSeq and is a predicted model, not a curated record. The transcript is spliced from 8 exons. Lineage: Eukaryota; Metazoa; Mollusca; Bivalvia; Myida; Dreissenidae. Gene Ontology annotation, cellular component: nucleus.
UAUAGUACAAUCACAAUACUCUUCAAUUGGAGGCGAAUAAUUCUUAAGGCGUUCAAGGCCGCUUAUUUGGGUGAAUCGCUUUUUCUUUGCGCAUUGACGCUGUUUCCCUGAAUUAUGGACUAUUUUAGCGGCGAGGUGCCCCCUGAGCCAGGAUGCUGUUGAAUGCAGAGAGGCUUCUACACAAGGGGCCAGAGUUCUGUCAGGCCGUCAAGUUUGUGAUCAAACUCCAGAUCUCUACUUUGCUUCAGCAGCUUGCAGAGUCCGGUGAGGAGUCUGUUGUUCUGACGGCCAAUGUGACGGACGGUACUGCAGACAGGCUAGCCUCGCACCGGGGGGCUGGAUUCCUGGAGGACCAUGAACAGCUCGGCAGCCAGUUCCUGGCUUAUUGUGCAGAGACGCGUCGUUUCUCCGUGGAUGAUGAAUCCGACCAUCUACCUCAACGCAGUUCCUACAGCGAGAACACCCUCCUCUCUCCCUCACUUGUUACCUCAGUGUCUCCAUAUAGUAGGACGGACGUUAUUAGGGCGCGUUAUGAACGUGAAAGUAGUACCUCAGACUCUGUGUUCUCACCCGAUCGGAGAAAAAGUAGUGCCAGUUCAAAAUCACUGGAGGAAGACGUGGCCAUGCUUACCAGCCAGGACUAUCCUGACACACCGAGAUCGCUCGGGGAAUCGUCCGGUACCUGGCCCGAGACUGCCGGAUCUGUCUCCCUGGAGCCAACUGGGAACCGGCACAUGGGAAUGAACAGGAGUCCGACGAGCCGAACCGCGCAGGAGUCCGAGAAGUCCAAACAGUCCGCUAAGAGUCCAAUGACUGAAAGCCUGGAGCAUAUACGGCAGAUUUCCAUAUCUAGUCCAUCAGAGGGCCAGUAUAAGAAGUAUCCAACACACUCCGGAGGGUUUUCCUGUGGGGGGUUGGAUCAUCAGCGGCUGCCGCCCAUGUUUGAGCUCGUUCCUCCGCCUAGGAAGCUGGGGUUUGUGGUUCCCAGCUCGGUUGCAGAGGAUUUCAAAGGGAGCAUGGGGACCAGUGGUGGUGGUGGAUGUGGGGUCUCGGACUCGGAGAUGAUGGAACAAGGGGCCAUCAACCUGGCUGCUGGAACCAACACAGGUGGGCAUGGGCGGUCCAGCAGCAGUAGUCAGGGUGGCGACCACUCCCCUUCCACGCCCAGCACGUGUGACGCUGUGUUUACGUACUACAAGAAACCUCUGACUGGUUACUCAGAGAGGGCACUGGGCACCCCACAGAUAUCCGAGGAAACUGUGACCCAAUCUGACAGUGAGUCUGGCUACAGACUGGUUCAGAGCUAUGAUAGAGACCGACUUGACCCGGCAUCUUCUUCAUUAAAAUACAAGUCAGCAUUACUACCUCCAGAACACGGAAAUCAGUCUCAGUCGUCCCAGUCUCAGACGUCGGGAACCGUACCGUCCGAGCCUUACUCGUCGCUGACGGAAGGUCGGGAGUACCAGUCUGAACUGGGGGAGAUAUAUCGCCUGCCGAAGAAAAUGGAAUCGAAAAUGUACAAUCAGCGUCAUGGUUCUGGAAGUGGGUCUGUGUCAGGUGUGUCAGGGGUUGCAAGGAAACAAGGGAAAGAUAGUCAGGAGAGACGGGGAAGUGACUUGCUGGGGCUACAUUCGUACGAUAACGCAGGCGAGGGUAAGGAACGAGAGCAAUCUGGGGCAACAAUGGAGAGUCUAAAAUCAGCUGCCGACCUGCUGGCACAGUCCGACAUAUCAAAGUCGUUCGAGGAGGCUGUGAAGAUACAGCAGAGCUUGUUCCAGUCCAGUGUGGGGAUGUUCGCACCUGUACAGCGGCAGUUUAUACCACCAGGUCGACCUUUCUCACAGCGGGAACGCAGUCAGUCGUUAAGCGAGUUUCACAGCCUUGCUUCGCACGAGAUCUCAAACCACGCAGGGCGGGCGCGCUGUCCGAGCUCGAGUUUUGCUGAAAACCUGGACACACCACUUGUGAUUGAUGAUGAUGACAAAGGAGACGAGGAUGCAAGAGAAGGUCUGGACCUAAGCAACAAGAAACGUAAGAUGUCUGCUGAUGAUGUAUACACGAUAGUUGGGGAGGAGAUGCCAGAAGGGGCUGGGCUUCAGGGGCUCCAGUCAGCCAAUCAGGGGGAAGAUGCCGAUUACGAGCGGAUGGUUCAGGGAGGGGCCGGGGGAAGUGGAGCAGGGGGUGGGGAUGGGACAAAAAAAUACGGGAAAGGGAAUUUUAUAAAAGUCUCGACUGGGUACCAGUGUCGUAUAUGCUGUCGUGUGAUAAGGCAUAUGAACAACACGACGGCACACAUGCGUAUUCAUGCUAAUGUGAAGCCGUACAAGUGUCAGGUGUGUAAUCAGCAGUUUAAGUACGAGGUGGACCGAAGAUAUCACUUCUCUAAGAAUCAUGUUGAUCUCUUUUCCAAGAUGUACUUUCCAGAUGAAAAAAAGUCAAACUAAGAAGUGUUUACAGUUUCUUGAUAAAAAAAGAUCAAACUUAGCAGUGUUUUCAGUUUCCGGGAGAAAAACAGUGUUCUCCUAUAUAUUAGAAGGUCAACUAAAGCAGUGUGAAGAUUUCCCGCUGAGAAUAGUCACCAUAAGUGUUGAAAUAAAGCAAGUGUUACCAAGUUUAAAUUGUCCUUUGUAUGCCAAGAUUGUACAUUCUGUUUUGUUUUUGCAAGAAUAACUGUAGAUCUCUUUAUAAGAAGUAUUUUAAUUAAUGAAAACAAGUCGUCGUUGUAAACUGUUAAAAAUGUUUUUUUUUAAUAGAAUUGUUUAUACCAAAGUUGAUCUUUCCUGUUUUCUCUAUUUUCUGAUUUGUAUGGUUAUAUCAUCAAGCUUUAUGGAUUUUGUCAUUGAAUCAUAGGCAUCAUCUUCAUAUAUGUCAUCUCUUAGCACCCAUUUUUAUUAAAAGUAUAACUCAGUUUUAAAAUUUAAAAAAAUGAAGCGAUACAUUUGUUAACAAAAAAUGCAUACCUCAAAGCUGUGUUUUUAGUUUCACAGAUUGUAUUUUAUGUAAUCACAUUUAGCUGUUGCUUGUAUUAAGUGAUAUGUUCAGCCCUUUUGUUUAUAAUGAAUAACAUCUUAAAUUUGUUUCAUGGAUUUAUACAUGCUAAAAUUAGUUUGAGAAAAUUCAAGUGGCCUUUGUGACAAAAAAAUGUCAGUUUACGUUGUAUGCUAUGUAUAAAUUCACUUUCACCAUUGAAUAACUUAAAGAUGAAAUGGCAUGACUGUUGAUGAUUUUAAAUUAUACUUCUUUUUAUUUUAUUGAUGAAAAUUUAACUUGACAAAUUGUUAAGUAUAAAAAGACAGUUAUUGCAGUUCAAAAUUGUUGUCUUUGUAUUUUAAGAUUUUUAUUUUAGACAAAAUUAUUACAGAUAAUUUUUAUACCUGUUUGUUCUACUUUAUAUAAAUGUUACAUUUUAAGAUAUAUAGCUUUAAUUCUAAAAUUUAGCAUAGAAAAAAUGAAAUACAUAUUUUAAGAGUGUUAAAAGCUGUGAUAAUGUUAAGGAAUCAAAUAUAUGUCGUCCCAUAUUUAUUUGAAGUGAUCACAUAUAUUUAUAAUGGUUUACAAAACAAACACAAUCAUUACUUUAAAAUAGUUAGCUUAUAUUAUUGUUUUUAGAUUAAUGUAGGGUUUUGAACAUAAUUAUAUUUGAAAAAAAAACAAUUCAUUACAAAAAUCAGGUUACAAGUCAGUUGUUAAGACUUUCACAUGGUUGAAUUGAUAGGUACAUGGCACGUUUUGACAACUGUUUUAAUUUGUUUUCUGUGUUGUUUUGUAUGAAAUCAGUGUGCUUAUUUUUUAUGUUAUGAUUUAUCUUUUAUAUUGUAUCAGUAUUUGAAAUUAGCAUUUUCAAAAUGACUUCCCUAUUCCACUUGUUACCUUACAAUUUUAACAAUUCCAAAACUAAUUUUACAAGUCUGAAUUUAUUAGUAAGAAAACAAAUGGGGAAAUGGGAUACCUGAUUUAAAAUGAGUGUGCAGAAUACAGGUAUUUUCAAUAAUGACUUCAUAAAAGUAAAAAAAAAAAGCAUUCAUAUUUACUUGUUAAUUUAGGCAUCGCUAUAAACAAAAAUUAAUUUUUCUCUGCUUAUGCAUGUUGAUUUUGCUUGUCCGCAAAAAAAACGUAAGUCUUCAAUAAGUCAAAAUUUGAUAAAUCUAUUAGAUGUGUAACAACUUGAUGCAUUAUGCUAUUUUCUAAUGUAAUCCAAUAGAAAAUUGAAAGUAGUAUACCAUUGAUUAAUAAAGAAAUGUUCAACUUUUUUAAUGUCUGAUUUCUUGCAAUAAUAUUGUUUUUGCUGGGCAGGCAAUCAUUGGAUUUGUUGUUGUCUGAUUUGUCUGAUUUCAUUUAAAAAUCACAUCGGCAAACAGGUGAUCACCUCGGCAAACAGGUGAUUGUGAAUUUCAAAGACUGUUAUGUUGCUGACUUUUCUUGUUGUUUAGUGCUAAAAGUUAUGGUUUUUGUGCUAACAUUUAUGGUUUUGUGUUUUUUUUCUGUUGUAACAAGUUCUAAUGGUUUCUGUUAUUGUAUUGUAUUGACUUUAUGUUGUAUUCACUAUUGAUUAGUUGUUAUUGAUUGUUCUCUUUUUCUUGUUUUAUUUUGCUUCAGCUACUUUCAGGAUUGUUAAAUAUCAUAGCUUCUCUUUUCAGUAGAUACAACCACAAACUAUUGUCAUUCUAGUGCUACAUGGUUACAUCACAUUCUGACAUUGUCAAAUUUUAUCUACAAAACGGAACUUUACCAAUCCAUUAAUAUUAUUUGUAACAAUCUUGCCAGCAAUCAGUUUGCCUGUUCAAUAUUGCGUACAAAAUUCAGCUGUCAAAUUGAUGUAUUGAAUGGCAAAGUAUUGCUUGAAAAUAAUCUGUGGCUUAAGUUGUACUGUAAGAACUAAGUCUGAACUUGCUAAUAAUUGUAUUAAAGUUAUUUAAGUGCAUGUUUUUUAUUUUCAGAAUACAGAAUAGCAUAACUAUUACUUAUAUAAACAUUUCAAUGGGAUAUUAUUCUCAUACAUUUCAUUUGCACAGGCACUUAUGGGACUUUUAUUUAACUUCUGUAAGGGCCAAGAACUCUUUUCUUCAAACAUAAAAACUUUCAGUGUUCCUUAAACACAGACAUGUUCAUAGUAUUGCUUUACUAGUAAAAAGCAUGGUUAUAGAGACAGUAUUUUUGCUGCAAUGAUAAUUAAAGUUGAUUAAGUUUUUCACAAGAAAUGGAGUGCAUUGUUACGUUAUUUACAGAAUUUGUGAUAUUGUUAUUGCAUGAAGCUGAAAGCUUUCAUCUAUGGCUGUCAUUUUCACCUGAUAGGUUGUUUUGUUCUGCUGCAACAAACUCUAUCAUGCCUUUGUUUAAGUGUUAGUUAACCUAUAUUCAAUAAGUGUUAGUUAACUAUUGUUAAAAAAUUUGUUAAUACACAGUUUAAUAGCGAAAUUCACAAAUGUUUAUAUUAUAUAUAGCAGUAGCUGGUUUCAUGUUAGGUAAGAUUCAAAAUAACAUUUGAUAAGAUUUUAUCUUCGGUGUUUAUCAUAAGCAAAGGAUGUUUUUUCAUUCUGAUGCAGCAAACUCUGUCAUUGUUUUAUUGAAAGGCAUAAGAAUUAAAAAUCAUAGUCUAUUUAACCAUAAACCAUUAGAGGAAAUAAUAUUUGAAAUGUUACAUUUUAGAGUAACUUACAUACUAUGCUACAAUUUUGUAAGUAUAGAUUUUAUAGGCAAAGCUUAUCUUGGACAAAGCUUAGAACUAUGUUAUUAACCCUUUGCAUGCUGGGAAAUUUGUCGUCUGCUAAAAUGUCAUCUGCUGAAUUUCUAAAAUUAGCAUUAUCUUCGAUUUUUUUCAAAGAAUACUAUCAGAAUAGCAAACAGUUUGGAUUCUGAUGAGACGCCACAUUCUGUGGCGUCUCAUCUGGAUCCAAACUGUUUGCAAAGGCCUUCAAAAUUCGGUUCCAGCGCUGAAAGGGUUAAUAUUAAAUGUAUCAUUUACAAAGCUCACAUUUAAGAUGUUACAUUGUGUUUAUGUUCUACUCAUAUAUGUGAACAUUAAAAUUUGAUUUCAGGUAUCAUUAAAUUAUAGGGUCCUACCUUUUUCAACAAAAAUACCUCACAAGGAACGAGUUCAAAGGAAUUGGGUAAAAGAUGUUCUAUUGUAUUCUUUUCUUUGGAAAAAAUCUGUCAAAAUUCAGGAAAUGUAUUUAUAUUUUUUUAGAAUUAAAAUAUUUAUUUCAUGAUAUUCAUCAAAUUGAAAGGUAUGUUCAAGUAAGAAUGCAUCAAGGUCUGUGUCAGACUAACUUCAGCUAGCUAUAAUCUGUUGUGUUCAUCACAACAUAAGUUAAUCAGCUGAUUUGUUUGUUACUGAGCUGUAAUUCCUUUAAGAAGGCAAGAUAUGCAUAAUAUUACAUUACAUUACGACUUGGAAAUAACAGAAAAUUGUGUUAGCACAUCAGUUGCUGCAUAUAUCUGUUUACAAUAUACACUGUUGAUAACUCUGUUUAUACAUGCUACAUGUAUAUGUAUUCACUUGUAAUUUGUACAUGUUCAUCUACAAAGGCAUUUCUGCAAAUGGCAAAACAGCUCAGUAAUGGAAUUUCAACUGUUUUACAGCAAAUAUAAAAAUGUUCUUAAGUAAAGGGGUCUUACUCCUUUGACUAUAAACGUAGUAUUGAGGAAAGUUUGUUUCAUAUAUUUAUAUCUCAUUUGAGCAAAAUAUGCCACGGAGAGACUUUGUGAUCACAUUGUGUCCAUCAUGUGGGGGCAAAGUUGACCUUUUUAAUAUUCUAGAGGUCAGAUUACUUGAAAUUCUUUAUGAAAAUUGGUCAAAGCAUAUUAGUGGUAUCUGACCUAAAUAGGUCAGCCAGUUGUGAAACUGACUGAUGUGGGUUCUAACAGGUUAGUCAGUAGGUUAAAUUCAAGAAAAUACUUGUUAAUUUCCUAACGGUCACAUUGGAUUUUGCAAAAAAAGAGGAAUUUGCAUCUGUCAUUUCGAUGUUAAAUUAGUGUAUCGGACAACCCACAACAUUUACUAAACUAAAUGUCCCAUGACUAAUGAUGAUAUUACAGUAUUAGCUAAUUUGUGUAACAGAAGCUCAGGUGGGUUACCUUGGACCGUCCCGACCUUCUUGUUUCAACGUUGUUAAGUUUACUGUUUGGCACUUCGUGUUGUUGGUUAUUCAGAGACGGGUCCUAGUCUCUCGUUUGUUGUUGAUUUUAUUGAGAAACCGGUGCCGAACUUGUAGACUUUCUAGUAGUAAUGAAAUUUUUUAAAAUUAGUUUUGUUUGUUUGUUAUGCAUUGGUUUUCACAAUUAUGGAAAUAUAUAUAUAUAUUGGCAGACUUGAUAUAUUGAUGGAAGACUAGUUCACUUCAAUACAAGAAAUUUGUGAAUAUUAAAAGAAAGUUGUUGGUAGAACUUACUUUGAAUUAUGUGUUAAUAAUGUUUUGACUUAUUUUCGCCUAUAUAAAUUGUGUGCAGUAUAGAUUUUGUAUUACAUUCACUUGUUAUGUAUUGUUGUUACAUUUGUUACGGUCCAUGAAAUGGACUAGAACUUUAGUUAUUGUUAUUAAGCUGAGUAGUUCAUAUAAUCAUGUUACUAAAAAUGUUGUUGAAAUAGAGUAUAUGCCUUGUUAAACAGGGAAUGAAAUAUGUUAUGUUAUAAAGUGAGAUUUCUUCAUUUUGCCAAAAAUGCUUUUACUUUAACUAGGUGAAAAGAUUGUUAUUUUCAGAAGUGAUGUCUUAUACAUACAAAAAAUUAUAUGUUUUAGAUAAGAAAAAAAAGAUUAAGGAAAAAAUUAUAUAUAUAUAUAUAUAUACACUGCAUUCAGUAUAACUUAAUUAAUUCGAGGUAUUUUGUCAUUCAUUCAUACAUCAACUCUUGUGUUUACUUGCACUGUACUGGCCUUAUGCUUGCAUUCUGUCGAGUGUUAAUUUGUAUAUAUUGUAGCUUUUGCUGUUAUUUUCUCUGUCAAUACCUCAAGUUAACUCAUCAUGUGUUUUCCUAUUUGUUACAAAGGCAGGGCAGUCUGUAUUGAUCAUUUUACACACACAAACUAAAGUGUACAAUAAAAGUGCAUGUCAAUUGACUACUAAUUAAGAUUUUGUUAAUGUAUUAUUUACUAUUACUGGGUUUUAUGAUUACCUCAAAUGUUUCUUAUGUUUUACCGCUUCAACGCUAUUUCCAUUUCACACCUCACUCAUUUAUUGUCUUAACAUAUUUCAGAGACAUUUUAGCUGUCAGUUGUUCAUGAAUACUUUUCCUUAUAAAUUUAAGGAAUUUCAGUUACAUAAUUAUAAAAAGAGCAUUUAAAUAAGUCCUUUAAGUUGAUAAAAAUUAUGGUUAUAUUCAAUUUAAAAGUGAAAAAUGAUUUAUUUUUUGUCCAGCAUUCUUAAAUAAUUCUUGAUCAUCAAAACAGUUGUGUUAAACCCUCUUUUUUCACUGUACAUCAACUGUGAAAAAGUCAUGAAGUUUCUUCAAAAUCAGCCCCAAUUAAAAUACAAUUAUUACCUCCUUCACCUGGAAAUACCUCAUUACACAUCUCUUGUAAGUAUUGUCAGGUAUUUGUCGAUUAAAGAGUUUAUAAAUUGUGCAUUGAUUUAAUUUGUUAUUGUAAUAAAUAGUUGUACUAGUGAGAGUAUUGUUUUGACAUUGUACUGGACUUCUUAUUUUAAGUGUUUGAUAUACUAGUAUAUUUUGUGUUUGUUUUAUUUUGUUUUGUAAAUUUUGUUUUAAAGUGCUAUUUCUGUUUAGAAUUAUAAACACCUCAUUGCAUUUUUUAAAUUUUAACUUAAAAAAAAAAGUUUUUCUCCUGAGUGCAAAUGUUGCCAAGUAAUUCAGUCUUGUGAGCCUAAUCAUCAUAAGACUUUAAAUAUGUGAGCUGUGUCUUGCGAAAAUUUGUCUUUUACGAUAUGGGGCCAGUGUAGCUCCUGACCAGACAGUACAGGCACUGUCUACUAUAAAACCAGGCAAGACUUUAUUAGCAGUCAGCGUAGGUCCUGACCAUACUGUGCGAAUGUGCAUGCUGGUUUGCAGCUACGGCGACAGCAUAUGUCACAAGACCCAUUUUCGCAUAAUGCGGGUCAAAUAUUCAGUACUUGAUGUUUAAGAUGCAUGUAGCAAUUUUAGCAAAUUUAGGUUCCAGAAUUUGGUGGAAAUAGAAAAAAGAAUAUUUAAAAAUAUGCUUACUGAAAUUAAUAUUUUUUAAAUAGGAAAUUUACUUAAUCAAUGGAUACAUUAGUAAAUGAAUACACAUGUAGUUAGUAAGUACGUGUUAAUGUGUUACUAAUUCUGGCAAUAUAACAAAUAGGGCUAUAAUUUUAUGUUUAUAUAAAUUAGCUUAUUAUGUAUUUUUUUCAAAUAACAUUCUAACAAAAAUUAGUAAACUUUGUACCUGAGUUGCAAUUUAGGAAAAUAAGUUAUUUCUAACCACAUCAUGGACAGGUGAAUUUUCCUCAGUUAUUUUUAGAUCACCUGUCUGAAAUAGAUCAUUAACCCUUUACCACUUAGAAAAGUAUUUUGACGCAUUUGUAGUCCCUUAGAAAGUUAUAUUUAAUUUAAGACCUUUCUUACUAGAUUCAACUCUUUAAGGCUUCAAUGCCGACAUUUAGAUUCUGAUGAGCUGUUCUGGUUUUAUGCUGUUUGCACAUAGCCAUUUUUACUUUGCUUCUGAGUAGGAAAGGGUUAAACUAGUGAAGUUCAGUGGUGAAUUUAAGAUUUGCUUUGUUACUAUUCUGUACCGUGGUUGUUUAAAAAAAAAUUAAUUUACACUUAAAUUUAUGUUUGUAACUUCAUACAAUGUUUACUGAUACUGAAUAUCAUGUAUUUUUGUUAUAUGAAUGUAUAACAAAAUGAUUGUCUGUUAGAAUUUUUCUGUAAUCUAAUAAGCUACAAUGUUUGUUAAACACAAAAGGCACUGUUAAAAUUGCAAUUUGCUUCACUUUAUGAUGACUGGUUAAAAUGCAGUAUUUCUUUUUUAACAAGGGCUGUUUGUAAAACAUGCAUGCCCCCCAUAUGGGCUCUAAGUUGUAGUGACAGCCAUUUUGUAAAUAUGUUUUUUAUCACUGUGACCUUGACCUUUGACCUAGUGACCUGAAAAUCAAUAGGGGUCAUCUGCGAGUCAUGAUCAAUGUACCUAUGAAGUUUCAUGAUCCUAGCCAUAAGCUUACCUGAGUUAUCAUCAGGAAACCAUUUUACUAUUUCGGGUCACUGUGACCUUGACCUUUGACCUAGUGACCUGAAAAUCAAUAGGGGUCAUCUGCCAGUCAUGAUCAAUGUACCUAUCAAGUUUCAUGAUCCUAGGCAUAAGCGUUCUUGAUUUAUCAUCCGGAAACCAUAUAACUAUUUCGGGUCACUGUGACCUUGACCUUUGACCUAGUGACCUGAAAAUCAAUAGGGGUCAUCUGCUAGUCAUGAUCAAUCUACCUAUCAAGUUUCAUGAUCCUAGGCAUAAGGGUCCUUGAAUUAUCAUCCGGAAACCAUUUUACUAUUUCGGGUCACCGUGACCUUGACCUUUGACCUAGUGACCUGAAAAUCAAUAGGGGUCAUCUGCUAGUCAUGAUCAAUCUACCGAUGAAGUUUCAUGAUCCUAGGCAUAAGCGUUUUUGAAUUAUCAUCCGGAAACCAUAUUACUAUUUCUGGUCACAGUGACCUUGACCUUUGACCUAGUGACCUCAAAAUCUAUAGGGGUCAUCUGUGAGUCAUGAUCAAUGUACCUAUGAAGUUUCAUGAUCCUAGGCCUAAGCGUUCUUGAGUUAUCGUCUGACAACCACCUGGUGGACGGACAGACCGACCGACCGACAGACAGACCGACAUGAGCAAAGCAAUAUACCCCCUCUUCUUCGAAGGGGGGCAUAAUAAAAGUCGUAAUGUCUGUUUGAAUAUUUUGAUAACUUUUUAUUUGACUAUGAUUUUAGUAUAUUAUUGUAAACUUUCUGGGUGUUUUUAGUUUUAAAGUUAUAACUUUGUUAUUUUUUGUGAACAUUUUCCUUCUUUACCAUAGGGCAAUAAAAGUAUUUGUUGUA